Molecule: messenger RNA, 552 nt
Organism: Manis pentadactyla (Chinese pangolin)
Lineage: Eukaryota; Metazoa; Chordata; Mammalia; Pholidota; Manidae
Gene: FAM237A
Product: family with sequence similarity 237 member A
Exons: 2
Coding region: 1-552 (183 amino acids)
Source: RefSeq, a predicted model, not a curated record
AUGGCCAGUCCUGGGAACAGAAGAGGGAUCUACAGCCUCUGGAGCCUCACCUGCUCUCUGCUCAUUGUGGGAAUGUGCUGUGUGUCUCCUUUCUUCUGUCACAGCCAGACAGACCUUCUGGCUCUUAACCAAGCUGAUCCUCAAUGCUGGGAAUCUUCUUCAGUGCUCCUCCUGGAAAUGAGAAAGCCUCGAAUUUCCAACACUGUUUCAGCUUUCUGGAAUUUUAUGAUCUACCUGAAGUCAUCAGAGAACUUGAAGCAUGGGGCUCUAUUUUGGGAUCUGGCCCAGCUCUUCUGGGACAUCUAUGUGGACUGUGUCCUUUCCAGAAACCAUGGCUUAGGAAGAAGGCAGUUGGCUGGAGAGGAAGAAAAGAUCUCAGCAGUGCAUCCACAUGACAAAGGGAGAAAACAAGGUGCAUAUUCUCUUCAACUAAGAACUCCUUUCCUGAAGAAGAAAGAAUUGAUUGAAGAUUUGAUAAAUAUGUACAUACGCAGGAGUGGGUCUAAGUUCACUGGGAAAGUGACCAGUGGUCUGGAAAUAAAGAGAAAAUAA